AUGGCUCCAAUAACCACCCUCCUCUUCGACUGCGACAACACACUCGUACUCUCGGAAUCUCUUGCCUUCGAAGCCUGCGCCGAUCUCGCCAAUGAAAUUCUCGAAGCCCGCGGCAUCAGCGACCGCUACACGGGUCCUCAACUGCUCUCUGAAUUCGUGGGGCAGAAUUUCCGCGGCAUGAUCAGCAGUCUCAAAAGCAAAUACAACUAUUCGAUGAGCGAUGCGGAACUCGAGGGGUACGUGAGCAAGGAAGAAGACAAGGUGAUUGCGAAGCUCCAGGCGGCGUUGCAGCCCUGCGAGGGGGUGGAUGAGGAAUUGGUGCGGCUGGAGAAAGAUGGGGGGUAUUUGAUGGCGGUGGUGAGUUCGAGUGCGUUGCGCCGAUUGAAGGCGAGUGUGGAGAAGGUGGACCAGGCGAAGUAUUUUGGAGAUCGCAUUUAUAGCGCUGCGACGUCGUUGGAGAAGCCGACGAGUAAACCGGAUCCGGCGGUGUAUUUGCACGCGAUGGAGAAGUUGGGGGUCAAGCCGACAGAGUGUGUAGCGAUUGAGGAUAGUAGGAGUGGUGCGACGGCGGCGGUGAGGGCGGGGAUUUAUACUGUGGGCUAUGUGGGGAGUUAUGAGGAGGGCGAACGCAAGGAGAUGGAGGAGGUGUUGAGGAAAGCUGGGUGUAAGGUUUUGAUGAGGGAGUGGAGGGAGUUUAAGGGGAUUUUGGAGAAGAUUCAAGAGGGGGGAUUGGAGAAUUAG
Molecule: messenger RNA, 741 nt
Organism: Botrytis sinoallii
Lineage: Eukaryota; Fungi; Ascomycota; Leotiomycetes; Helotiales; Sclerotiniaceae
Exons: 2
Coding region: 1-741 (246 amino acids)
Source: RefSeq, a predicted model, not a curated record